Brassicogethes aeneus is the source of this 2797-nucleotide messenger RNA. The record is from the annotation of a GenBank genome assembly. Lineage: Eukaryota; Metazoa; Arthropoda; Insecta; Coleoptera; Nitidulidae.
AUUUGUUUAUUUUUAUUUAUGUAUGUUAAAUGGUCUUUAAACUUAAUUUUAAAGUUCUGUGUGAUGUGAAGCUAGGAGCGUUAGACAGCUCUACGCGGGGUUACAUUUAACUGUCAGUUGGUUUAGCGGUAAAAAUGACUUCUGGCGGGAUGAGCUAAUACCCUGCACAUUGUGUUCAGUUAUUUUGUCUGUUUUUCGUGGGUUUUUAAUGGUAAAAAUAAAUAUUUAUGUUACUAAAACAAGGAUCUAUUAGUGGAGAAUAAAGGGAAACGAAAAUUUUAAUAAUUUUGACCGAUUUUAGUAUUGCAUACUACAUAGUUUUAGUGUCGGCUUAAUAAGGAAAAAAUAAAUGAUAAGACUUCACAUUACAAGCAACGAAAAGACUGAUCCAUAAAUUAUUAAAUAAAUUAUUAAACAAACAACAAAAUGAGCGAACACAAAAACCAAGAUCCCAAAUUAAAGGAGUUCGAUAAGGAUAAACUGAACCAUGUGGGACAGUACAACGAGGGGGAGUAUGGCGACACGAAUAAGUUGUCGUUUCAGGAGUUGUUGAAAAUACACAGAAACCAGACUGUAUGGGGGUUUAAAUUUGGGGAGGAGGUUAUGGCGAGUACAAAAAAACGCGAUCAGACAAUGCUGGAGAAACGACAGGAGGAAGAAGUCGGUGGCGAACAAAAAGAGUUUACCGUGGAGUUGCAGGAGAUCAUGGAGAACAACGAUUUACCCGGACCUUCCUCAAAAAUAGCAGAGCAUAAAACACCACAUUCACGUAAAAAAACAAGCCCUAGUCGGUGUAGUAAACGCAAAAGUUCACGACAAAAUGAUUUCGUUUCGCCACAAAAAACACGGCGGGCGCCAUUACCUCUGAUGUCAUGGGCUGAUAGUAAAGAAGUUUGGCUUUUUAUGGUCUACAAAGAAGAGGCUUCAUUGAACCUCAGAAAUCCACGACUGUUUGAAGACUUUUCCAACUUUAUCCCGCGUAUGAGGGCUAUAUUACUGGAUUGGGUAAUGGAAGUUUGCGAAGUAUAUCAUCUCAGACGUGUCACUUACUAUCUAAGUGUAGAUUACUUCGACAGAUUUCUCUCUAUACGACCAGAUGUCCCCAAAAAUCAACUCCAAUUAGUCGGCGUAACAUGUUUAUUUCUUGCAUCAAAAUUGGAGGAAAUCUACCCUCCCAAACUCACAGAAUUCUCCUAUGUGUGUGAUGGCGCCUGUAGCCCGGAAGAAAUAUUAGCUUGUGAGUUACUAAUCCUUAACAGUUUAGGUUGGGAUCUAAACAUCAUGACUCCAAGCGACUGGCUUAACCUGUACAUGCAAAUUCACUUUCAAGCCCCAACAGUUGCCAGACAAAAGUUACACGUUGACAUGAACAAACAGUUCCUCUUUCCCCAAUACUCAGGUUAUCAGUUCACCCGCGCUUCACAACUGCUCGAUAUGUUCUCACUGGACCCGGGAUUCCUCCGCUUCAGCUACAGCACCAUUGCAGCUGCAGCCAUGUACUUUAUGUACGGUAAAAAAGCCGCCCUGUUAGCUUCAGGAUUGACGUGGAAACAGCUUCAACCGUGUGCGGAGUACAUGGCGGUUUUCUAUCACGUGUUAAGAGACUCCUGCGAUCCAAAAUUGCAGUCGUGUAAAGGAGACGCGGCUUCAGAAGACCAAUCAUCGAGAUCUCUAGCUAGUAUAAGAUUCAAAGUUAAAAACCUCGUUAAAGAUGAGAAUCAUUCACUACAAACCCAUGUAGUGAACAUGGAGUAUUUUGAAAAAUCCGCCAUCAUAAGACUGGAACAGAUGGGUUUAAAAGUUAAGAAAACUUACGUUAAAAAACGAAAAUCCCCUACAAAAGAAGACGAAAAAGAAGAAGAAAAAGAAGACGAAAAAGAAGACACAAACGAAGAUUACACCAUGGUUUGCAUGUAUGACGUGGAAAAACUUUCGUGCGAUGCCGAAGCGUUGUGCGAGGAAAGUUUAAAUGUUACUGCGCCUAAUUCAGAUGCCGAUUUAAUUAUUCCAGAUGAUGAUAAAGCUGUUUUAAGUUUUGAUGAAAUUUUAGAAGGAAUUGUUAAAUGUAAUCAAAAAAAUUUGCCGAUUCAACUUCAGACUUGUCAAGAAAUGUUGGAAGAGAAUGAUGUGAAAAGAGAGUUUUAGUUAGUUUAAUAUUUAAGUACAAAAUUAAUAAAAAUAUAAGUAUUUAAUAUCAAAUAAUUUAGGUUCAUUUUUAAUACAGAAUUUGACAUCAAAAUAUAAGUUAAAAUUGUUUACACUUCGUUUGUUAAUAUUCACAACUGCAGUUUUCUUUUAAUACAUUAAUGUAACUUAAUUUGGUAUAAAAAAUGGACUUCAAAUAAAUUUUGUGAUCUUUUUGAAUGAUUAUAAUUUUAAGAAUAUUAAAUAUACAAUGAAAAUAAUUGGGAUUUGUGGAAGUUGUAGAUAAUAUUCUUAUAUAAUACUGUACAUAAUAUAAAAAAUUUAAAUUUUAUCCACUUUCCUAAAUUAUUUAUAAGCGUAGUGUUUUCUAAAGAAAACCUUUUAUUUAAAUCACAUUUUUAGAUAAAAGGUUUUUUAGUUAAGUACGUCUUAAAUUACGAAAUAUAAUUUAUUUUCCUAAAACUUAUUAUUAUUAGACCAAUGUUGCAUUUUUGCGAAUGCACUAAUUAUCGAAUUUUUACUGUGUAUAUUUUGUAUGUAGAAAAUUGUGAUCUCUGUUUCUUUUAAAAUGUAUUUAAUGAAUCCUAUUUAGGACUUUUGUAGUUUAACAUUGUAAAAUGUUAAUUUUGACAAUAAAUAAAUUUGCUGAUAA